Messenger RNA from Suricata suricatta (meerkat), 3765 nucleotides. It is a transcript of the gene CEP120, whose product is annotated as centrosomal protein 120. NCBI's taxonomy places the organism in Eukaryota, Metazoa, Chordata, Mammalia, Carnivora, Herpestidae. Gene Ontology annotation, biological process: centrosome cycle; interkinetic nuclear migration; positive regulation of centriole elongation. The record is from RefSeq and is a predicted model, not a curated record. Gene Ontology annotation, cellular component: centriole; centrosome. The coding region runs from base 213 to 3176 and encodes 987 amino acids. The transcript is spliced from 21 exons.
GCAGGAGGCGAAGCGGGCUGAGGGGCGUUCUAUCCUCGACUGCCCUGGUCUCUAUCGCCCUUUGUCCUCCAGCUCUCCCGCGGCCCUGGGCCUGCGGGCCUGGUUGCUAGGCGGAAGCGGGGCGCGGCGGGUUCCGCGGCGGCAGCCGGGGCGUUUGAAACGCGGCAAAGCAGGCGGCAAAAGACCCCGCCUGCGGGCCGCCUACCGCGACCAUGGUCUCCAAGUCCGACCAACUGCUCAUCGUCGUGUCCAUCCUAGAAGGUCGUCAUUUCCCCAAGCGUCCAAAGCAUAUGCUUAUAGUAGAAGCAAAGUUCGACGGAGAACAGUUGGCCACUGACCCUGUGGACCACAUCGACCAGCCAGAAUUUGCUACCGAGUUAGCCUGGGAGAUCGACAGGAAGGCCCUCCAUCAGCACAGGCUGCAACGCACUCCUAUCAAACUGCAGUGUUUUGCCUUGGACCCCGUAUCUUCAGCCAAGGAAACUAUAGGCUACAUCGUCCUAGACUUACGAACAGCUCAAGAAAUAAAGCAGGCACCAAAAUGGUACCAGCUGUUGAGCAAUAAAUACACCAAGUUCAAGUCGGAGAUACAGAUAGGCAUUGCUUUGGAAACAGACACAAAGGCACCAGUGGAUAGUUUUAAAGCGAAAGGAGCCCCCCCUCGAGAUGGAAAAGUACCCACCAGCUUGUCUGGCCUUGACCCCAAGGACAUUGUGGCAGUGCUGAAUGAAGAGGGAGGCUACCAUCAGAUCGGACCAGCCGAGCAUUGCACAGACUCCUUCGUUAUGUCCGUGACCAUUGCGUUUGCCACCCAGCUGGAGCAGUUAAUUCCAUGUACCAUGAAACUUCCAGAAAGACAGCCUGAGUUUUUCUUCUACUACUCUUUGCUGGGAAAUGAUGUUACAAAUGAACCCUUCAAUGAUCUGAUCAACCCAAACUUUGAGCCAGAGAGAGCAUCUGUCCGAAUACGCAGCAGCCUAGAAAUUCUUCGUGUUUACCUGGCACUUCAGUCUAAACUACAGAUCCAUCUUUGCUGCGGAGACCAGUCACUUGGGAGUACUGAAGUGCCCUUAACUGGUCUCCUGAGGAAGGGGAGUACGGAAAUCAACCAGCGUCCGGUCACAGUGGAGGGUGCUUUUAUUCUCGACCCUCCGAACCGAGCCAAGCAAAAGCUUGCGCCCAUCCCUCUGGAGCUGGCCCCCACUGUGGGAGUGUCUGUGGCUCUACAGAGAGAAGGUGUAGAUGCCCAGUCUUUAAUUGAAUUAAAGACCCAGAAGGAACAGGAGCCAUGGCAAUCCAAGAAGCAAGUUUUAACUCCUGUAAAAGAGAAGAUGCUUGCUGGGCCAAAGUCACCGAGCGUGUCCCCUGUUCCACCCCCCAACCAGUCGCCUCCAACCAAAGAUGAUGCAACGGAGAGGGAAGUGGAGAGCUUGCAGUAUGACAGGGACACAAAACCGAACGUGAAGGCUGCUGGUUCUUCUGUCCCUGUCUCAGUGGCCCAGCCAGUGACCACAGCCGCUGCCUCAGAAACCACCUCAGGACAGAAGGUUGCUGUGCCAGCGACGUCACAUCAUUUUUGCUUCUCAAUAGACUUAAGGAGCAUCCGUGACUUGGACGUUGGCUUUCCGGUCAACUGUAUAUUAAGGUACUCCUAUCCAUUCUUUGGUAGUGCAGCUCCUAUUAUGACUAAACCUCCUGUAGAAGUUCGGAAAAACAUGGAAGUGUUUCUUCCACAGUCUUACUGUGCGUUUGAUUUUGCAACUCUGCCUCAUCAGCUGCAGGAUACCUUCUUAAGGAUUCCACUGCUGGUUGAAUUAUGGCACAAGGACAAAAUGAGUAAAGAUCUCCUCCUGGGAAUUGCCAGAAUCCAGCUUUCUAACGUCUUGUCUUCAGAAAAAACUCGCUUUUUAGGGUCCAGUGGUGAACAAUGUUGGCGUCAAACUUACAGUGAAAGUGUGCCUUUUGUAGCAGCACAGGGGUCAAACAACAGGAUAAUGGAUCUCUCGUACACAGUAACUCUGGAAGACUAUGGCCUAGUAAAAAUGCGUGAGAUUCUUGUAUCGGAUUCAUCUCAGGGUUUAUCCGCUGUGCAGCAGAAGCCAUCCUCCCUUCCUCCAGCACCUUGUCCUUCAGAAAUCCAGACAGAGCCUCGGGAAACCUUAGAAUACAAAGCCGCACUAGAGCUAGAAAUGUGGAAAGAGAUGCAAGAAGACAUUUUUGAGAAUCAGCUAAAGCAGAAGGAAUUGGCUCAUAUGCAAGCUCUUGCAGAGGAAUGGAAGAAAAGAGACCGAGAGAGAGAAUCACUCGUAAAGAAAAAGGUGGCUGAAUAUACUGUCCUAGAAGGAAAACUUCAAAAAACCCUAAUUGACUUAGAAAAGCGAGAGCAGCAGCUUAUCAUUGCAGAGUCGGAGGUUCAAAGAGAAAGGAAGGAACUGAAAUCAGAACGUGAACGGAACCUGCAGGAACUUCAGGACGCCAUCCGCAGGGCCCGGGAAGACUGCGCGCACCAAGUAGAACUAGAGAGGCUGAAGGCGAAGCAGCUGGAAGAGGACAAACGUCGGCUGCAGCAGCAGCUUAAUGAUGCUGAAAACAAGUAUAAGAUGUUGGAAAAAGAGUUCCAUCAGUUCAAGGAUCAGCAAAGCAACAAACCAGAAAUCCGUCUACAGUCUGAAAUAAAUAUACUCAACUUGGAAAAGGUUGAACUUGAAAGGAAGUUGGAAUCCGCAACGAAGUCUAAACUGCAUUACAAGCAGCAGUGGGGACGAGCUCUGAAAGAACUUGCCAGACUUAAACAGCGGGAACAAGAAAGUCAAAUGGCUCGUCUUAAAAAACAGCAAGAGGAAUUGGAACAGAUGAGACUACGUUACCUGGCUGCCGAGGAGAAGGAUACAGUCAAGAUGGAGAGACAAGAGUUGCUGGACAUAAGAAAUGAAUUAAACAGGUUAAGGCAACAAGAACAAGAACAGUACCAGGAUUCCCGAGAGGCUGCAAGCGGAAACACGGACGGCCCACGUGGCAACGCGCUGGAGGAAGGUCUGGAUGCUUACUUGACUCGACUCAUAGAAGAGAGGGAUACUUUGAUGCGGACGGGUGUGUAUAAUCCCGAGGACCGGAUAAUCAGUGAGCUAGACCGACAGAUCAGAGGGGGUUUGGCGAAAACCAGUGCCAGCAGUUAAUAACAUUUGGAAAAUCUUACAGAGACUCCAGGCUUAAGUUUUAAUUUCAUUGUCAAACUCUCAAAAGAAAACGGAUGUUUUGGAAAGCGAUUUUCAGUUUUUCUACAAGCAGAAUUUUGUAUGUUAUUGUACAGUAUUUAUUUGGUUUUAUUUACCUUAUGCUACCUCUGCUGCCCUGGUUUUACUUGUCAUUGCAUUUUAUACACUCACUUUAAAUGACUUUUCACUGUUUCUCAUAAUUUAUAAUUCCAUGGCUAACUUUCACCACAGCUUUUCAUGAGACUUGUUCUUAGAGAAACGACUUUAGUAGUUUCCAGUUACUUGAUUUUUCAUGUUGAACCAAAAGAGUCUAUGUUGCACUUUAAAAAAGCGGUGUCCUAUUCAUUUGAAUAUAGAGAUCUCCCAAGUUGAGACCCACUAUAAUCAAUUUUAUUUAACUCAUUUCAGAUGGCCUUUUUUUUUUUUUUAACUUGUAACCAUUUGCAAAGGACAAGUUUGAAAACAGAAAACAGGAUCGUUGCAGAGAAGCCAUAAGAUACACUGAAUGACAGAACAGUCAUUUGUGAAAAUAAAGUUAAUACAGCAUAAA